Anthostomella pinea is the source of this 1194-nucleotide messenger RNA. Lineage: Eukaryota; Fungi; Ascomycota; Sordariomycetes; Xylariales; Xylariaceae. The record is from the annotation of a GenBank genome assembly.
AUGGAUCGGUACAGAAGCCCCACAUGGACGGCAUCGCCAAUUGAAAGGCCCGAGGGGAAGCGGCUGCGGAGGAAGACGCAAAAGAUAGGCCAGCAGUGCAGUUAUCAGGACAACCAUAGCGACGCUAGGACUACUGCAGCUUGCGCUUCCAGGGCUAGAUUCAACACAUAUGAAUGCGCGAGCCCUACGCAGCAGCUCUCUUUACCGUUGCCCGCUGACCACGCCAAUGGCCGAUGGCUCGAGCAGCUUUGCAGGAGUGGAACUCUCUGUCACGAAGACCAUUCUAUGCGAUCUGAAAGGUCGCAGCUGCGUCCGACCAGUGUUGUGAUUCCCGAGUUUGCAUACCUCAGCAUCGAUGAUGUGAUUUCAAGAAAAUCGCUCGAACAGGCCACAGAUUCUCCCUGCUUCACCGCAUCGUCCCCCCGUCCGAGAACGAGGAGGUACGCCAAAACGCCCGUGUACCAUAUCGGUCAACUGGAAGGGGCUUCAGUGCGAGACCCCGCGACGGCGCAGAAUGUCUCGAGCGUCGAGCACAUCGCCGAGUCGUACAGAGCGCUGGUCGAAUCGGGUUGCUCUCUGCUGCGCGACCCGACUCCUGAACCUUCGCCUCUGCCGCUGAAGCACAGCUACGAAACAUGUGUGGCAGGGGACUACGGUGCAGAUAACUUUUCAUUAAAAACGGCGGUAGAAUUCUCGGAACUCCCGCCCAUUAUCCCGCCCAUCAUGGAUUCCCCCACAUCGGACGACGGCACUUUGGUCGCUUCAGAGGAGGACGCCACUUACUUCAAACCCGUCUCAUUCUCACCACCACCAUCGUCGCAUCAAUCAUCGCCGCGGCAGACGUAUGAACAUCAGGAACCAGAUCCUACGCCAGUAUCUUCACCAGAUAGUCCGAGCUUACAGAUAUGCUUCGAUCUCCUGACUCGGGAGCUGUCGUCGGCAGUGAGCGCCUCACCGGUGCGACCCAGUGCCGAGACGUCAGCGCUGCAGAUUUGGGUCAUGAUAGAAGCCUACGAGAGGCUAAGAGACCAACUGCUUAUUAUGCAGCUGGGAGAUAUUCAAACAAGUCUUAUGGAAGCCAUAUUCGAUAUGUGGCUCAGGACGCUAUACACGAUUCAUGAUAAGAUGACAGGACGAUAUCGACUGGGGAGUGAGAGUGUUUAUGGGGGUUUGGAGGCGGAAGAUGUGGAUUAA